Molecule: messenger RNA, 1322 nt
Organism: Lonchura striata (white-rumped munia)
Lineage: Eukaryota; Metazoa; Chordata; Aves; Passeriformes; Estrildidae
Source: RefSeq, a predicted model, not a curated record
GGGAGAGGAGCUGCCCAUGGGCAGAGCCGGCGUUGCUCCUCUCCAGCUCCUCUCCAGCUCCUCUCCAGCUCCUCUCCAGCUCCUCUCCAGCUCCUCUCCCUUUCUCUGCUCGGCCCCAUGGAGAAGCUCCUGCACCUCACCUUGGUCUUCCUGUCAGCGUCCUGUGCCGCAGAGAACGUCACCGUGGUGGCCGCCAUGGAGGGGGACACCGUUUCUGUCAACUGCUCCUACGACCCGCGGCAGUGGUGGCGGGAGAAGAGCUGGUGCAGGCAGCUGGACCAGAGCCGGUGCCAGCGGGUGCUGAGCGCCCCGCCCGCAUGGCUGCCCUUCCCCAGGGCCAGGAGAGGCAGCACCUCCCUCAGGGACAACGCCCGCGCCGGGCUCCUGACCGUCACCAUGGGCCACCUCCGCAAGGAGGACGCGGGGCUCUACCAGUGCACAACGGAGUUCCUGGGAGACACCAAGAGCCUGAGGAAGGUGCGGGUGGAAGUGCUGGCAGCAGCUGAGCUGGUCACCCACGUGCCAGAGGAGCCCAGAGCUGUGCAGAGCAUCUCCAGGUCCUCUCCUGAUGUGGAUUUCACUGUUUUCUACAUCCUGGCUGGAUUCCUGGUGGCCAAGUGCACGGUGGCCGUGCUGGUCUGUGCUGUUGCCCACAGCAAGAAGAACAGGGAGCGGGGGCAGAACCCAGGUCCAGGUGAGCAGCAGGUGCUCCCUCUCCCUGCUGACCUUGGACAUGGUGGAGUUGGCCUCUCCUGGGAGAGCUCUGUGUGAGCCAAGCCAAAGGGAAUCCAUGGAAAAGGCAAAUCAGGGCUUUGCCAUCUGCCCUAAGGAAAGGAUCACUACUAAGCACAGGUCUGGAAGAGCCUGUCACUCUGGAGAGGAACGUCCCCAUCUUCUUCAUCACCACUUCCCUCGGUACCUCAUCCCCAGGCAGUUAUUCCAGACUUCAUUCCCAGGACCAUCCCAUCAGUUUGAACGGACACCCAUCAACUUCCUGUCACCUCAGGUGACACAUUCUGUCUUUCCAAGGCGAGGAAGAGCAGCUCCCAAAAGCUGAUUGGAGAAAAUCCUCGUGGAAAGGAGCUGCAGGACACACCAGGAAAGGGAUGUGGUCUCCUUGCGUCUCCGAGCCAGCUUCUCCUCUCUGAAGGGACUUUGUGGACACAGGAGCUGUCUCUCUGUUGUUCUCCCCAUGUUUUCUCUCCCAUGUGGUUGCUCCUUCCUCCCCACCGAGCUGCGCUCAGCUCUCCCAGGCCCCAAACCCACGGGCACUCACGUUUCUUUAUCCCUGCAAAACUGAAUAAAAUCCAUCUGGUUCUCUG